Trematosphaeria pertusa is the source of this 983-nucleotide messenger RNA. RefSeq names its product glycosyltransferase family 8 protein. The transcript has 2 exons. The coding region runs from base 24 to 983 and encodes 319 amino acids. Gene Ontology annotation, biological process: protein N-linked glycosylation. The record is from RefSeq and is a predicted model, not a curated record. Lineage: Eukaryota; Fungi; Ascomycota; Dothideomycetes; Pleosporales; Trematosphaeriaceae. Gene Ontology annotation, molecular function: glycosyltransferase activity.
UUUCAAGGUAUUCCUGAGACAGCAUGCCCCUCAAGGCGAAAUCGUCUCUAGGCAUCCUGUUUUCCUUCGUCGGCCUUUACCUUCUCUUCUCCUGGGGCGGAUCGGGAGCAGCGCCCUCCGUAAAGGGACCGUCGUAUCGACUCCACAACUCGAGCUCCCCUUUGCCGUCGACAGAAUUCGCCAUCGCGACUUUUCUAACUGGUCAAGGGAAAGACGACGCGUACUUCACCGCGACUCGCAUCCUCACCUACCAGCUGCUCCAUGCACCUGACACGCGCCUCAACACGGGCUCCAUAACCUUCCUCGUAGUUUGCUCUCCGAGCCUCCCCGACUCUCGAAAGCGACGUCUAAAACAGGAUGGUGCCGUUGUGGUGGAGGUCGACGAUGUGCCGCGGUGGAAGGAAGUCUUCACGAAACUGCGGAUAUUCGAAAUGACGGAGUACAAGCGCAUCCUCUUCAUCGACGCGGACACGAUUAUCACGGCUCCCCUAGAUGAUAUCUUCAAGAGCCCGGAAGUCGCGUCACUGGCGCCGACGCUCUUCUCGCGAAAGGACCAGAUCAAGAAAGAUGAAUCGCCGUUGCCGGCGGAAUGGUUCUUUGGAGCGCGCUCCGAUAACGCACUUACCGGGCAGCGGCAGCAUCCUGUACCGCCUCUUCAGUCGCCGUCUUUCAGCUCGGGCUUCUUCAUGAUUGCGCCGGAUAGGCAGAUUUAUGCGCAUCUGUUGUCAGUCAUGUCGCAUUAUCGCCGCUUUGAUCCGUUCGUUAUGGAACAAAACCUGCUCAACUAUGUGUAUCGCCGCGAUGGCCCGAUGCCUUGGAGGGAGCUGGACUGGAAGUGGAGUGCGACGUGGCCGACGGAGAAGGAUGCGCAGAUGGGUGUCGCAAGUUUGCACGAGAAGCUGUGGGAUAGGGGACCCCAGCCGCUGAGAGACAUGUGGGACAAGAGAAAGAAAGAAAUGUUGCAAUUUUAUGAAGCAGAAUAA